Molecule: messenger RNA, 1206 nt
Organism: Tachysurus fulvidraco (yellow catfish)
Lineage: Eukaryota; Metazoa; Chordata; Actinopteri; Siluriformes; Bagridae
Product: protein PIGBOS1
Exons: 2
Coding region: 643-810 (55 amino acids)
Source: RefSeq, a predicted model, not a curated record
GGCACCUCAGUCGUGGUAUUGCCGGCCCGAGACUCGAACCCACAACCUUAGUGUUAGGAGUCAAACUCUCUAACCAUUAGGCUUCCCGACAUCCAAUCACCGAUCUCUACUGAUCCCGACAUCCAAUCACUGAUCUCUACUGUUCCUGACAUCCAAUCACUGAUCUCUACUGUUCCCGACAUCCAAUCACCGAUCUCUACUGUUCCCGACAUCCAAUCACUGAUCUCUACUGUUCCUGACAUCCAAUCACUGAUCUCUACUGUUCCCGACAUCCAAUCACCGAUCUCUACGGUUCCCAACAUCCAAUCACUGAUCUCUACGGUUCCCGAUGAUUACUCAAUAAUCUUUCACUUGUUUCCUCAAACUUAAUUACAAACUCUCUUUUUGAGGGCGUAAUAAAUGCGACUAACUGUUUCUUUAUUAACUCACUGUCACAGCUUCAUGUUUUUUGGCAUCAUUUCAUAAAUGUGUAAAAGUUGAAAUCGUAUCGGUCCUAGAUGUAGUUUUAUGUGCCACUGAUCAUGCAAAAGAGUCUAUGACUAUUUUCCCCCUUGAAAACAGUUGCACUUUUCCAGACACUGUUUGGGACGCACCCACUGUUUAUAACACUGGAGCUAAGCUAACAAGACAGGUUUGUUGAUCAUGUUUUUUAGACGGAUACCGUUUAAUCAGAUCGCUUUCGCGACUGUGGUCGGAGUUGGAGGAGGGAUUUAUAUCUACAGACCCAUGUUUGAGCAUCACAGCAAAAAUACAAGUGAGGAAAAUAAAACUCAGACUGAAAAUAAAGGACAAAACAACACGGACAAGUGACUGGAGGACAGGAAAAGUGGAAGAACAUGACGAGGAGGAGACAGAAAAGAGAGAAUCACUUUCAUCAUCAUCAUCACUUUCAUCAUCAUCACCAUCAUUAUACUUCAAAUUAAUGUUAAUAAAAGUAGAAUUAAAAAGUGGACAAUUUGAUAAAGAAGAUGAUAAUACAUGAGUCAAAAGACCCACAAGAACGAUUGAUUAAUAAUAAUAAUAAUAUUGAUAAAGUUUUAAUGUUCAACAAGAAAGUGGUUUCUCUUUAAAUUCUUGGAUCUUGUUUUAAGAUGUUGUCAUUGCUUAGACUUAUUUAUGAUUCAGGAUACAUUGGAAUUUAUGUGAUUUGUGUGAAAAUCCCAUAAUUUCAACAAUAAAGAAAAAAACAUAAACAUUUGUAACCUA